AUGUGGUCCACCUUCUUGGUGACCGACGAGGAGGGCCGCACGGUGGGCCCGGCGGCGGCAGGAACGGUGGGAGGGGCUGCGCCGGGAGCGGCCCAGGGCGCGGGAGGUCUGGCCAACCUAAUGAGUGGACGCAGCACGUUUGGAGGGAACAAGCGGCGCAGGACGACGUCAACGGGACAUGCCAUGAGUGAGGCCCAGGAAGGGAAGAUCAAGUUGGCAUUCUUUGUGGCCAUUGUGGGCGUGGUCCUGACAGUCCUCGGGGUGGGGACAGAGUUCUGGGUGGAGCUGUCACCUCCCAAAAGUUUCUAUAACAACCAGACCUGUCUGACAGCUCACUACGGCCUGUGGAAGGGCUGCACCAAGACCUUGUGGGUGGCUGAUAUCGACCCAGAGAGAGAGAGCUGCGGACCUGCUGAACUACCUGGAGAAUCAAACUGCACCUACUUCAAGUUUUUCACCACGGGGGAAAACGCUGUGAUGUUCCAGAAGACAACGAGGAAGAAUCUGAAUGUAACGGCAGCCAUGUUGGCCUUGUUCAGCCUGUUCCUGAUGGUGAUGGGGGCCAUAUGCAUCACGAUGUCUCUCAGUAAAGAGAUCUUGUUCUUCCUCAAGCCGGCGUCUGUCUGCUUUAUUCUAUCGGGUGUCUUGGUGCUUCUCUCUCUGAUGGUUUUCCACCAGUCCGUCCUGGCCCUCCUGGCCAGCGACCACACGGUUCCCCUCCACCACGAGCUCUCCUGGUCGGUGUCGUGCAUCGGUUGUGCGGGCGCUGUCCUCAUCGUGGGUGGGCUCCUCUUCCUGCUGCUGGCGCUGCCUUACAGCCCCUGGCAGAGGUGUCUCCCUCAGAAGGACGGCAGCAGCUAG
This is a messenger RNA of Chelmon rostratus (copperband butterflyfish), 861 nucleotides long. RefSeq names its product voltage-dependent calcium channel gamma-6 subunit-like. Gene Ontology annotation, biological process: regulation of calcium ion transmembrane transport via high voltage-gated calcium channel. Lineage: Eukaryota; Metazoa; Chordata; Actinopteri; Chaetodontiformes; Chaetodontidae. The record is from RefSeq and is a predicted model, not a curated record. Gene Ontology annotation, cellular component: membrane; L-type voltage-gated calcium channel complex. Bases 1 to 861 code for a protein of 286 amino acids. The transcript has 6 exons. Gene Ontology annotation, molecular function: calcium channel regulator activity.